Molecule: messenger RNA, 6267 nt
Organism: Amoebophrya sp. A25
Lineage: Eukaryota; Dinophyceae; Syndiniales; Amoebophryaceae
Source: the annotation of a GenBank genome assembly
UCAUACGAAAGUCAAUGUGAUUACUCAUCAAUCAAGAUUAUUUUCAUGGCUGUGGCAUUUCAUCAUCCAUGUAAACUUUAUCAAUGCAUAUUCGUCAUCACUUUUUUCAUUCAAUAGCUAUGUAGAUACAUAUGAAACCAUGGACAUUAUCAUGAGCUACAACAACCGUUGAAUCGCUGCUCGCGGAGCUGCUUUGAAUGAAAGCGAUGUUAAAGCGGAGUUCCAAAAAAGCUGAAUGAUAGGAGCGCAGCGCCAGCGACGAAAAUUCAAAUUUCGUUGAUGCUGCAGUAAGGCAUGUUGACGAUGGGUCUGCCCCGACCGUUGAUGAUGCAUUAGCGAUUCCGCAUCUACUGAGGGCGAUUUUGAGGAGCACUAAAACGCAAUGAGUGAAAUUGCGUGUCGAUGUUUAUGGGCGCAAGCGGACGCUCCAUCUCUCGGAUGAUGGGUAAGAAAUGCAUCGGGCAGACCAAAUACACAUGGAACGACGCAUGGUAAAGCAAGUAGAUGCAACACAUGCCGACGGUUGAGGCCUUGAGGAAAACAUGAUUUUGGGAACUCAGACGUUAGCAGCGUGUUUGUUUCCCUAUGCACCGCUUAAAGCGCUUCAUUUGGCUACAGCAGUAUUCCGCCGGAAGUGCUCCGCACAGAGUUGAAGUUCAGCCGAGGUGGACUGCAAUGGGAAGCUAUCGCACUGGAGACUUAAAGAGGAAAAACUUAAUAUGCUAUCAAGGCCCUACAAAUAGAUUUUAGGUCUUUCACGACUGCCACGUGGUCUGACUACUUUUAUCGGUUUUGAUGCUACGGAGGGCCCACGGCCUAAGCAAGAGACGAAUUAAUGGCAAAGGAGGGAGCAGGUGCACCACCGGGGCGGCGUCGGAUCGCGUACAUGCCGCCACCAGGAUUUCCCGGUAAUUUGACGCCUUCGCAGCGGCUUGUGCUGGAUGAGAUCAGGCGACGUUUUGCUGUCCAGGCCACUAUCGAUGGCGCUUUCGGGAGUGAUAUGGUUUUGCUCAAGUUUUGCCGGGCCCGAGAUUUUCAGCUGGAGAAGGUGGCAGAUUUGCUGGCGAGGCACUUCCAGUGGAGGACGCGGCCACUCUUCUCCAACCCCUCAUCGAAAAUGGGUGCCUUGAGCGCUGUGCCAAUCACAGAGUUACAUCGUACAGGCCCGUCAGCGAGCAUUCAAAAUCGCAUGCCGCAGCUGAACAAGUUCUACCCGACGAGGUAUUAUUUGGUUAGUAUUUUAUAUACAGUAGAAUCUCUGUAUCAACAUGAGAACAAGGAUCAUUUGCUCGAAGCCCUCAAGUUAGGGCUAUUUAGGAAUGGGACUUCUCACUUUCUUCUGUAGCAUACGCAGAUAAACUUUGGAGCAAAUUGCUCUUCUCUAAUACGAAGUCGCUGAGGUGAACAUCUUCAAUAUUCGCUGCAGUUAUCACGGUACGACAAAGACGGGAAUGCCUUUGUACAUCGAUUGCGUCGGUCGCAUCGACGCUGGGGGGCUCUUCUCGAUUGCCACGGAAGAGGAGAUACUAGAAUUUUUUAUCGCUGAAUGCGAAAAGAGGGAUGCUGUCCGCUUUGCGUGUUGCAGUUUAGAUGCUGGAUAUCUAGUCGAAAGUUCUUGCGCAGUAAUCGAUUUGUCGGGCCUCAGCUUCCGCUUGUGUACCCACUCGAUGAUCCGAAAGCUGAUAAGAUAUCUCUCUGCAGUGAAUCAAGAUCAUUAUCCGGAGUCUCUCCACCGUAUGUUCAUCGUGAAUGCGCCUCGGGUUUUUUCUCUUGCCUGGAGCUUUGUGAAACCACUGCUCGACGAGAAAACCCUCGACAAAAUUUCCAUUUUUGGAGAUGGUACUAUAAGAAAAUGUUUAUAGUCCUAGUCACCUCUUCUCAAUUACCUUUCGUCUUGCAACUGUACGAUACCGGAAUGCUUCUUUCCCUGGUGUUAAUAUAGUAACCGAUUAUGUAUCUUAUUGUCGAAAUGAAAAUUGAUCAGAUUUUUAUCCGGCAUUGUGCGAGCUGGUCGACGAAGAGAAUAUCCCGAAGUUUUUGGGUGGCAAGUGCAGGUGUGGGAUUGGGGGAUGCUUGGAAGCGGACAUGGGACCGUGGCGGCGUGCGGAUUAUCUGAAAAUCUUACAGGAGCAUCAUUGGACCGAGGUACAAAGUAUCGCUUUUAUCGACGACUUUUGCAGGGAGGGAGACGGCGGCGGGGAAGAACUCGCCUCCGAAAACCAUAGUGAGGCUUAUGGAUUAGAAGGCUUUGACCAAAGAGGAAGGGGUGGUAGUGAUUGUUUUGUCAAUAUGUGAUUUUCGCAAGCUGAUACCUUUUUUUCCCAAGAACAAGAUCCUAGCUCCGCAUUUUGUUCUCAACUGCUCAGGAAUUUCCACGAGGCUAAUGUCUAUCCAAAGAAAAUGAUCAGUCAGAAGCGCUAAGGUGAGAGUACGAAUACUCAAACAGUGUCUUCGAGUUCGACUGUGCAGUCCGACGCUGCCGCUUCGAUUGGUCCAAGUGCAGUCGCAGAGGAGAGUGCCAAGUUGAGUUGUGAGGCCCAGAGGGCUACAUGGUCGCAGGAAGCAGGAACCGCUGCGGCUGAGCAGACUCCUUUGAAGCAGAGUGUAUCUGGUGUACCGCGUGAUAUGGUUUGCAGACCGGUGCCACCCAGUUUCGUGGCGUCCGAAGAUAUCUCUGGUGGCAACAAGCAAGAAACAGAGGGAAGACAAUCGCCUCAUACCGGUCAAAAUGGUGAAAACAAAGUGCUAACUGCUUCGACUAGAGAAAGAGAUGUCUUAGGUAGUACUGCAACUACCACCAAAGAUGUGGUCGUAAGGACUUCUGCUUCAGCAAAUCGAGAUGGAGGCGCACCUGUAGAGCCGGUUUUCGAGAGUCCGCAAAGCAUUCCAGCUGCACCACCCUCUGAGAGUCCAGCGUCGAGUGACGUUGUCACGGACGCGCGCCCGCCCGCCGCUGUUACGGACACGAAGAUCAGUAGUUCUGGUGAAAAUGAUCUAACUGCAGCUACGAAACCAGAGGCCCCUUUGGUGAAGCAGGAUAAUGCAUCUGCGGGGUCUUCAUCCUCUGGCAGCUCGAGUGGCGAACGUGUAGAAGCUCUGUUGGCCGACAUUAUUGCGGGAGAAAGCGGCGAGUCUCCUAGCGGAUUUCGGUCCGUCACUUACAGCACUGCUGACAAGUCCGCAGGGGGAUUUUCAGGGAUCGGGAGUGCCGCUGCUUCUGGCGUUGGAGAGAAAGCCACGUCGAAGAGCGGCAAGCAGGCUGCAGGCAGUAGCGGGUCGGCGGGCUCGUCAAGCGCUUCGUCAUCGCCGUACUUGAGCAGUGCAUCAUGCAGUGCCACGCAGUCCCCGCUGGGCUCGAGCCUGAUUUCCGGGGUGAUUCCCGGCUCCUCACCGGCGUCCUCUUCGACGUCUCCAGCGCGGUUGAAAGGCAUGCCGCAAAGGCCGGAGCACCUCAGUGCACUGUCACCGCGGUCCGAUCAAGCCUACUUCUCGGACGGGGCGUACUUUUCGGAUGGGGCGUGGGCUUCGGCGCGUGCUGAAUCCUCUAGUUCGGAGUCCAGUAUGACGCCGUCGUCGGAACGGGAUGACGCGGAUUGGCGGAAUAACCUGAAUAACUUUGCCGAGUUUCAGUCGGCUACUCAAACUGCAUCAACACAGUCUACCUCAAAGCUUCCCACGGUCAUAGGGGGACGGAAUUUUCGACUGAAUGGCAUUGCGUUGCCACCUGCGGAAGGCGAGCGCGCCUCUUCUUCGGGGAGCGCGGAGUCAAUCGGAGCCGGCUUUGACGAAAACGAGCCCAGUACGAAAGCAUCUGUAGUUCGUUUGGAAGGUGGUAUCGAGAGUGUCCCUGACCCUUUUUCGAAGAGUAGCACCAUACCCGCAAACGGGGCUCCGGCAGCAGAGUUAGGUGGAUCAUUGCAACCUCCAGGUCGUGAAGUGAAUGCGUUCGCGCCUGCUGGUCGUGCGGCAUCAACAGGUAAUGCCUCAUCCGACGCAACGCCUGCAAGCAGUGGCGGGAGCUCGACGCCCGCGCGGCAGACGAGAGACGGAGACAUUCUGAUGCAGGAAUUUGACGUUUUGCUCAUGGAACUCGCAAAUCUAGAGACGCGCCACAUGGAAACGCUGCGAAACUGGGGACGCACGCAGGAUCUGUUGGCGCUAGACGUACCAGAGCAUGCGAUAGAGCGGGCAGCGAAAUAUUACGACGCUUUUUUUGCGAAAAAAGACAAGCAGAACGAGGUAUUCGCACGUGCUACAGAAUUUUGCGCUUGACAUUAAGUUGCUCUGAAGCUAAUUUUCUAGAAGUUCUAUGUAUGUAAUAGUGCUUCUUAGGUACUUGACUAAGGAUUACAACACGGAGCGAACGCAUGACAUGAAAUUGCUCCACUUGGCCCCACUAGACUACUCACUCGACCUGACAUGUUCUAAAGGCCGGGUGAAGCUUUAUAUGUGCUGCAACCAGAGGAUUUUCAUGGUAUACCUACGUACUAAAAUCUUUUACGCAUUACCGUAAUCAUUCCAUCGACAUGCUGAACACCUGUAUGCAGGUGACCGACUUGACACAUGAGUUUCAGCAGCUAUCAGAGGCACUCGAAUCCGGACAGAAAGAGCAAGGGCAGUACCGGAAGCGUCUUGUAAAGCUGCAUACAUACGAAGCAAGCGCAGGAGGAUCGCUGCCAACUAGCCCUGGAGGUGCUCACUUUAACAAUCCUGGCCGGCUCGUCAUAAUGUAGUUGCUGGUAGGGUGAUUAUGAAAAAGAACAUAAUGUAGUGUGGUGAAUGCUAUGGGAGGAUGAAUGUCAAACUCGAAGGGAAAGAGCGAGGCUAAACAUUUGAACUUCAUCUGAUCCGAUUAAUUGUUUAGGUACGUACUUCGCUGCCGGUGAAGAAGAAAAGUUUUUAAUGCGGACUCUUCAACAACUUGGAAAUCGAGAGCAGCAGUACAUAAGCCGCCGUCUUGAAGUCGAGCAGCGUCUUGCGGAAGCCCUGACAGAGUUGAAAGUGAAUCAGGAACGGUUCGACACCCUUUCACAGGUAUUGAUCCACUUUUUUCAUCUUAGUAGAGGAUUGAGGACCCUACUGUUUCCUGACAUUCACUUCAUGAACUUGGCGCGAGUAGUUUACCUAAUUUGUACUUAGAGUCUCCUGUCGAUGAAUUCAGUUUUUGUCUUGAUAGAGGUCCAGUUUCGGCUUUUUUUGUUGCUCCUGCACACAAGUGUCAAUAGAUAUUCGUUGCGUAAGGCGCAAACUAACAUCAAGAUUGAUGACUCUUGAAUUUUCAAUCUUUUUCCGAUACCAGCCGCAUUGGUAUUGCAGCUGGAACUGCUCCGUGGUCCGUGCGAAAAAGUAUUACCACACGAAGCAUGACCAUGAAAAAAUAGUAGAGUCGGAAAUGCGCCAAAUAGAGUCGGUGCAUAAACGCUUACGGGCUGUGAAAAUUUUGCGUCGACGGGCAGAACACAGCCAGCACGGUGCUAGAAAUUUAUGAGUGUUGAUGUAGUAGCAGCCUCUUUUGGUCGUCGCGAAUCUGUAUGCGCUAGCGUGCUAUCAUGACUGCAAUCUUUGAGAUUUUCGUCUCAUACUCCUAUUGCCUACCAUCGCCGUUGCUUAAUAGUGCUGUUCUAAUCCUUGGAGACGAGCAUUUCUUGUUAGGGUCGCGGGAGGGACUGGAGAAGAAGCUGUUCGAGAUUGAGGGGCUCCUAGGGCCGAAGCGGAACAAGAAUGAGGAGGAGUUUUGGUCCUGCGAUGAUCUCGGGUGAUCGACAGUGGUACGAAAAUCUACGAAUUUUUGUACUGGUAUGAUCUCCUCAUGGCGCCAUAUGCUGAUUCAUAAUGUCAUAUUGUACGCAUAGUGCUAUUUACUUACUAGAAAAGUAUGUUCAUAUCAUGAAUGUAUCAUGACAGCCAUGGUAAGCGGGAGUCUACUUCUGAACUGAGUACUUGGUGAUGUUCACCUUCGUAUUUCAUGGGCUUACAUCAAUCGCUGAAAGUUAUUGUCUGAAAGUUUACAUUGCUGCUGAAGCCGGUAUACUGUAACGAAAAGUGGAGCUGGCUCCGCUUGUAGGCUAUUUCUCGCUGGUUUAACUCCCACGCACUCUCUGCGCAAAAGUUUACUGGAUCUCGGUUUUGCGAUGGUAUCCCAAAUUGAAUUAGCUUGAUAUAUAUCGCUGACAGAUGCGACAUUGGUGCUUUGCACUUCGCGAUGGAUAGAAUAGAUGGCCUAAAAAGGGUUGAAGGCGUGGCAUCAAACGCAGUGUCAUAGAGGCC